Molecule: messenger RNA, 387 nt
Organism: Anopheles coluzzii
Lineage: Eukaryota; Metazoa; Arthropoda; Insecta; Diptera; Culicidae
Product: transmembrane protein 14A-like
Exons: 2
Coding region: 1-387 (128 amino acids)
Biological process (GO): regulation of heme biosynthetic process
Cellular component (GO): mitochondrial membrane
Source: RefSeq, a predicted model, not a curated record
AUGAUUGAUUUUGUCGGAAUAGUGUUUGCGCUAUUGGUCGCCAUCGGUGGUAUCGUGGGCUACAAGCGUGCCGGCUCUACCGCUUCCCUCUAUGCCGGGCUCGUGUUCGGAGUGGCCAUCGGAGCGGGCGCAUGGUGCAAUUCGUUACAGCAACCGUUCCCGUACGUACAGUUCGUAGUCCUGUUUCUGCUCAUCGUCGUCAUGAUGAUACGGUUCUACAAAACGAGAGCAUUUAUGCCACCGGGGCUGAUACUGUUGCUGUCGCUGUGCGUCCUGGUCUGGACGAUCUUCAUGUACGGAGACAGCUUCAUCUCGGGGUCGAACGAGAAGCCAAUACCGGUAAAUGGGACGAUCAGCGUUGCAACCGAUGGCCGUAAGCUGGAGUGA